Messenger RNA from Didymella exigua CBS 183.55, 438 nucleotides. RefSeq lists its product as uncharacterized. The record is from RefSeq and is a predicted model, not a curated record. Bases 1 to 438 code for a protein of 145 amino acids. NCBI's taxonomy places the organism in Eukaryota, Fungi, Ascomycota, Dothideomycetes, Pleosporales, Didymellaceae. The transcript has 4 exons.
AUGUCCGACUAUUCCGGCCCCGGCACUUACACGAUCCACCCUAAGCAUGCUCCCAACAUGAGCUUGGAUGUCUGGGGCGGUGCCACUUCUGCCGGUACCCCCCUCAAACUCUACGAGCGUGUUCCAGGUGCUAAGAACCACCAGUUCGCGAUCGUGGCAGCUGGAGGCACUCAGGGAAAGCCCGAGACGGGUGAUCGCGAGUAUCUCAUCAUCGCGGUGAAUUCUGGGCUUUACGUCACGACUGAACUCCGCUCGCCUCUCGAUCCAAGUAUUCGCUGGAAGCUACGUCACACAGGAAACGGAUGUUUCUACAUAGACAAUGUCGGCACUGCUAAACAGCUCAACGUGCGUGGAUCUGGACAGGGAAAUGGCACGGAGAUUAUCACAUAUGCGCCUUUUGAAGCCGAGAACUCUCAAUUCCUGCUCAAGGCCAUCUGA